AUGAUCAAUCUGCAUCAGCUCUUCCGUGUCUUCUCCCGGGUCUCUUCGUCGCCAGCCGACCCUCCCGCGCCGAACGCGUCGAGUGAGGUUUCUUCUCUGCCGCCUCUGGAUCACCUCUCGUCUCUCAGUGCACUCCAUCAGCAGGAGCUAUUGGCUUCACUUGCAGCUGUCGUCAGCGCGGCGUCGUCCUCCGCUGCGUCCACAGGGCCGAGCUCGGCAACCAUGUCUGGAAGUCCCUCCUCUCUUUUGAGUUCCUCUGCUUUCUGCGUGCCUCCCUCCUCUUCUUCCGCAAAGGCACCCCACACCGCGCUUCCGUUUCCGCCCGGCUCGUCGCCGGAGGCGCUGGCCUUUCCCUGUCAGUCGGUUCCUUCCUCGCUGCACGGAAAGCCGCUGUCUCCUGGCUUUGCAGAGCCCUCGGUUUCGCCUACAGAUUUUGCCGCUGCGGCCUCUCGAGGCUCCUUUUCGACUCCGCGGAAACGGGGCGUAGGGUUAGACGCACACGAGGGCAGCGGCAUCCGCGGAGAGGGCCUUGGGGAGGAGCGCGACCGCCAGUGGCUGCUGCUCCAGAAACCCGUCAGCAAAACCACGAUGAGGUGGCCGUGGCUGGCGGCGCGCGGAGAAGAGGACGCAAACGUGGCUCCCGGAUCCGAGCUGCCCCUCUCCGUGUCUUCUUUUCUUGGUGAAGGCCUCGCCUCGCAGCAGGCGGGCCCCGCGCAUCCUUCGCCGCUGCUUCCUUCGACUUCCGGCUUCGCGCACGCCGAGGGAAGCCUCCUCCCGUCCGCGUCGUCGCCCUCUCCGCACCACGCAGGCAGAAGCGAAGCUGCGGGUGCGCGGCAGGCACCAGUCAGCCAAGACUCUUUUUCGCCGCUGCAGCCGUCGAUGCCGGCUCCUGGAGGCGCGGAGCCCCGUGGCGAAGCCUCGGGGCCACGCGUUUCGCAGGGACUCCCGACGGCCCUGUCGUCUGACGCCUGCGGCGGUGGACUGAUGGGCGCGGAUGCGUCGGCUCAACCACAGACGUCUGCGUUAUUAACGCUGCUCAUGCGGCCGGAAGGCCGAGGCGGCGGCUCCGACGUGGUCGCCCACGACGCCGCGUCGAAAGAGAACUUGAGGCAGAAUGCAACAGAUAUCGCAGAAGGGCGUACCCUGCUCCCGUCUCGUCCGGCGAGCCACGCGAACUCGGCGAGCCUUCCAGGGCCGCUGCCGAGUGCGCCGAGCGUAGAUUUGACGCGGACAACGACGACGACGAGUAGUGCGGCGCCAGAGGCUGCUGCAGGCCUUGUCGCAGUCUCGCGAACGGCAGACGAUUGCGGUGGCGCUGAGCAGGCAGCUCCCAUGCAUGACCAGCCGCUCUCUCUCAACGACUUCAGUCUCUCCAGCGCGCCCCAAGGCAAACUCGUGUACUGCGCGAAAGACCGGCCAGCCUGUCAGGCGCUGGAUGAGGGCAGCCAUGGCUUGACGCCAUAUUUGGAGGCGUGCGCCGGCGCCGACCCCCCUGGUGAAGGUGAGCAUGCCGGCGAAGACCGGGAAGAGGCCCGGCACGCGCGCGGCGCCGCGCUCCAACCUCCCUCGCGCCUGACUGGUUCUGAGCUAAGCCUUGGAGACACACACGGAGGAGGGCCAGGCAGCGAGACUGGCGAGAGGCACGCGCAGCGUGAGGAGACGUCCGGUGCCUCGUGCGCGUUUGUCUCCGAAGAGUUGAAAGAUUUCCCCUUUCCGCAAACCGCCUCCGCAGGCGCUCGCGGCGACACGUGUGCGUCGUUUACCGAACACCCGUCCUUUCCGCCGCCUGCGUCCUCAGACGUGUGCUCCAGGGGCCCACCGUCGCCUCGUCAAAACUCGACGUACCCGUGGCGAGCAUGCCAGAGGACAGACGAAGCGAGGAAUUCGGAGGUGGAAGCUCCACACACCAGCGAUCUGUCGACACUUACAGCUGGAUCCUGGGGAGAAGGCGUGCUUUCGGCGUUCUCUCUUGCCACCUCACCCGCGUUGCCAGAAGGCAGGGACGCUGCUCCCGGCUCGGGGGCCCCCCACGGCCCAGAAGCGGGUGGCGACGUGCAAGGGUCCUCGGCAGACCGCGUCGCGCCGUGCCCGUCUGUGACUUCCUGUCGCCCCCACAGGUCUUCGCCAGUCCCGGGGACCGCGACGAAUGCAACUGCCUUGUCGUCUCAUACGUCUGUGCGUACGAUUGCCGAGACAGGAUCUAGCGACGCAGCUGCCGUGCCUCCGUCAGACCCUGGAGGCGCUCGAGACUCGCCGCCGGCGUCUCUCUCGGCGGCGGCUGCGCCUGCACCCGGUUCGGGGGAGGCGAGUGCCUUUCGCGACCGCGUUGCUUCUCGCGUGGACGCAGCGGAUUUUGGGGCACGCAGCCAGACUGAUACCGCUGGAAGAGGAGAAAGAGAGACUGACUCUGCGACAGAGGGCAAUCUGCCAGCCGUCGCCGUGGGUCCAUCCGAGGCGGGGCUUUCUUCUGCGCCUCUGUCUGCAGACUCUGCGGAGCUUAUGUUUCUGUUUCGCAACGGCCAGCCAAGUGCGGCUGCCAUUGUCGCUGCACUUCAGCAGCGUCACACGCCGCUGGGGACGGCAGGCGAGGGCGAGGAAAACCUUCAAGGGGAGGGGGCCGAGUCGAGCCGCGUGAGUGAAGGCGCGGAGCAGCGCCAAAGUCGGGAGGACAGCGCCUCAAUCGGGGAAGUCGAGCAGCAUGGAAAGAAUGCGCAACUGGCCACACGCGCCAGUGUCAACAGCAGCCGCGGGACGUGUGCAGCGUCAGACGUGGAGCAGGCGCCGUCGAUUGCUAGCUCGUCGGCCGUAAAUGGGACGUCCAUUUCCUCUGCAUGCGGUCGCUCGCUCUAUGCGUCCUCUCCGGCGUCGUCUGGUGCCUCGCUGACCUCCUCCUCAACGCCUCCGGGUCUUCCCACACCAGGUCACGGGGCAGGGGCUCCGGGAGGCCUUGCUCUGGCGCCGUCUUCAUCUGCCCAAUCUUCGCCCCCGGCUCCUUCUGACCCCGCAAGUCUGCAUUCGCUCCUCCUCUGGCCUGCGCAGCAGGAUUCCUCCCGGCUCCCGGGGUCCUCGCCUGCCGAGGCCUCUUCUACUGGUCCCGGCAUUCGCGUGACUGGCGAUAGUGAAUCAGACAACCCGGGCGGGGCGGCGGCGUCCAGUGGAGCGGGGCCCCUGCGGGGCCCGCCGUGCGCGGGGCCGCCUAGGGCCUCGGGAAGUGGUGCCCAAGCAGGAACUGCCUCCGGGGCAGCGGUGAAUCCGGCGGCAAACGCGACCACGUUCCAGCAGCAGCUGCUCUUGCUGUCGGCUGCGUUUGAUCGAAUCGGAUCGUCACCGUUCCCCGUUGUCGGCGGUGAGGGCUUUUCUAUGUACAACGCGUCAGGGGCCGAAGCUUCUGGCGGGCCUGCAAGCGCACCGUUAGGAGGCCCGGCGACUUCCCUUCCAGUCCUUCUCGCGGGGGCGAACGCUGAAGCGGGCACAGACAGCGGCGUAGAGGAGCACCGAGGUCUUUUGGCUCUUCUCGGAGGUGGGGGAGAGCAUCCGCCCGCGCAGCAGGUCCUCGGCCUGCCGAGUACGGGGGCGGGCAUGACUUUGGGGAACUCUGGAGCGGGCGCGACGAGUCGGGGAGUCAAGCGGCAAUAUGGCGGUCAAGCACGCGGCCUCUCAACGUCGCAGAAAGGCAGUGGAGUUCUGCUUGCGCAAAGUCGCCCGGCGGACGAUUCAGGCCAGGGAGGGAUGGGAGGAAGCGGAGCCGCAGGGCGGGCGGUGAAGAAGCAGCGGCGAGGUGCUCUUUAUAGUGGUGGCGCAGCUCCGACUGGAGCUGUCGCAGGCUUCUUGCCUGUCGGCGCAGGGCCUCGCGCCCACGCUAAAGACGGGCCGACACCGCCUAGUGACGAGUUCUUCUUGCAGCAGCUGCAGCAGGGCGGAGACUCGAGUCGCAGCAGCGCAGAGCGGCCUGCGGCUCCGGGAUCCUCCAUCUCAGCGGCGAGAAGCAGCUUGCCGACGGUGCCUGUGGGGUGGCCUUCGGCGUUCGGGGACGGCGGUUGCGCUCCGGGUGCAGAGGGGCCCCCAUCGCCGAGUUUGCGCAGUCUCUCGCAUGCCGGUGGAGUUCUUUUCGGUAGCGGGGCCAACACGACGCUGGGGCACCUCUCCGCGCCGGCUUACUUUACGCAGGUUCACGGCAUGCCUUUGUCUGCAGGGGACGCGGGUGUAUCCGGCGCCCACCCAGCGCCGGGCUCAAUGGUUGGCGCGGAGGCGGCCGCAGUGGGCGAAGAGGUUGUGGUUGGUGGCCUCCUGAAUUCGAGUUUUCCACUUUCGUCGGGAUGCGGAACCCGUGGUGCGCUUCUCAAUAACUCUGCGACCUUGCGCCCAGCGUCAGGCCAAGCUUCGUCAUGCUCUCAGAAUGCAGGCGCGAACGCGUUGCUCGCGGGCGCCUCAGCGGGGCUUGACAUCCUGCCAGGCGCAGGUGCGCAGCCCGGGGGGCCGGGUCUCUUCUUUGGCGGGGCUUCACCGCCUCUGCAAGAGGCAUCCGCGUAUACAAGCGGGAACGGAAAUACGUCUUCCGCUAGCAACGGAGAUGCCAUUGCCGCUGCGGCGCUCCUUCACCUCCGAACGCUUCAGCAGCUUCAAGAGCUUCAGCGGCAUUUCCAUCAACGCGCGCCGGGGGGCGUUUUAGCAACUCAGGGGCCUCCUACACCGUUCCUCGGGCCUGCGUCGCCGCUUGUCAAUUCUUCACUAGGCUUAGGCAGCCCAGCUCCAGGGCCCGCGGCUGGCCUCGUGUGCAACGCUGCCGGCCUCUCUCCGAUGACGGGCCGGGGGCCCGAACGGCGCGCGACGGGUGGCGGGUCUGGGGGCUCCAGGAAGGGCAGUGGAGGUGUCUCAGCGGGCGCUGAACAUCUGUUUCUGCUGCAGCUGAAACAGCAGCAGGCGGGGGGGCACAGUAGUGUAAAUCCGCAUGGCCCGGCUCGCGGAAGCGCGACGACGGGAGGUGGCGCUGGCCCCGCGGCCUCGGGGGGUGGCGUGGUGGGCGCACCUCAGCAGCACCACCCGGGGGUUUGCUACUCGCCGCCAAAGGACGUCUGGCGCGCGAGAAUAACAGUCGACGGCCGGCAGCAUGAGCAGCAGUUUUCAGUCAAGCGCCACGGGUUUGAAGAGGCCCGCAUGCUCGCAGUUCAGUGGCGAGCGCACAUGGAGAAUCUACGACUCGGAGGCGGAGGGAAAAGCAAAGGCAAUGGUGGUGCUGCGAUCGCGUCCACGGCCACGGUGGCCUCGCAGGCGUCUUCACACUCGUCUCAGCAGCCGCAGCUGGCGGGGACGGUGGUCAGCGGCACCCCAGGCAGCCCAGGCUCCGGAUCUCUAUCGGGCCGUGGCCUGUGA
Messenger RNA from Besnoitia besnoiti, 5370 nucleotides. RefSeq lists its product as uncharacterized. The record is from RefSeq and is a predicted model, not a curated record. The transcript has a single exon. Gene Ontology annotation, molecular function: DNA-binding transcription factor activity. Gene Ontology annotation, biological process: regulation of DNA-templated transcription. Bases 1 to 5370 code for a protein of 1789 amino acids. Lineage: Eukaryota; Apicomplexa; Conoidasida; Eucoccidiorida; Sarcocystidae.